ACAUCCGGUGGAGUUUCGACCAAUGAGAAAGCGUCGUGUCGUUUGAACCGGGGGAGCGGGACUCUAUCCUGAGCUGUUGUUGAAAACGGAAUAAAGACUUAUAUUUCAUACUUAUAUUUCAUCCCGUAGCUAAAUGAAUUAACUUUAAAUCAAAAAAUAAAAAGGUGUGAUAACGGAUAGAGACGGUUACCACGGUAAUGUUUGAGUUCGUCGGUUCCCGAUCUUCUUGUUGCUGAAACGGACCCUGCAAAAAAAGAGUAAAGAUGAACCGAGCAGGCCGACCGUUGUUCAUGAAGACCUACGGCAAACAGAACCGGAAGUUGGAGGCCUGGAUCUCCCCUGACAACCGAAAACAGGUUUUCGCCAGCACCUCUUCCUCUGACCUGUCCAUCGCUGAGCCCUCCAGCCCCAAACCCCCAGCCAAGAGAGGGAGAAAGAGAAGUACAGCAGAUGGCAGUAGAGCGCUGCGGCCGGCUAAGACCAAAGCCCUGUCCUGGACAGCAGAUAUCAGUAGUGAGCUGCGACUAGCGAAGACCAAAGCCCUGUCCUGUCUGAGAGAGCAGGACAGUGAUGAAGAGAACAUCUUCAUCGUCCCUCCUCCUCCUCUUCCUCCUCCCCAGCAGCAGAGCAACAACACAGCCAGGAAGCCAUUGUUGAGGCAUGCUGGUCGGAAGGCCCAGCGUAUUGUGAGCUCCAGUGAGAGUGAUGGAGAGACAACGACCAGCAGACAACCCAACUCUAAACGCUCCAAACACACCACAGCUAGAGCCAGGACACAUCCGUCUCCAGUUUUGGCUCUAGGGAAGUUUGUGACUCAUCGUAGGGGAGCAACAACCGCCAAACACAAAGCCCCCAAGAGGAAACUCAGUGUCCUGCUAGCCCAGCUCAGCCUCAACUCCUCUGAUGACUUCGUCCAGGGUGGAAGAGAAGAAGGGGGAGGGGUCCAGCGUUCCUUCCCUCGCCGUGCCAAACAGGGGCGCCGCCGGGCCCUGGCCAACGCUGACAGCUCAUUGGCCGACCUGGGUAACAGCGGAGUAACCAACAGUAACGGUUUCCUGCGAGAUAUCUCUCUGAACGAGUCGCCCGAGCGCUCCUGCCACAGGAAACCUCUCUUCUCCUCCACCCCCAGCUCACGUGCCCUCCCUCCUCCUCCCUCCUCCCUCCGUCCACCCAUCUCUCUGAGCACCACCCAGGAGGAGCUCAAUGUUCCAGAGGACCCCCUCUCUCUCACAGAGCUGCGCCAGCUGUGGUCCCUGGGCCAGGCAGUGGGACAACCAGAGGUAGGAACCCGUGAAGAGCCGACUCCCCGUGGAUCAACCAGUCUGAGGAGUAACAGGAGCCGGAAUGGAGGCUCAGCGAUCCAAGAUGGCGUUGGUGAGCAGCCGAGCCCGGAGCUGUUCUCCGCGGUUGCCUGUGAGCAGACUGACCCAGACAGGGCCGGGGAGGAAACUGAGGACGGCAGCCAUUUUGUGUCAGCGAUGGUGGGACAGGAUUGGCUGGCUGAGGUCGUGAAGGAGAGGUGUCUGACACGGUGCUGUGCCGUACGGCUAGAGAGACACAAACUGCACGAUGACACCACAUGUUCACCCUGCAUCGACCAGACACGGUCACACGACAACGGGCGGGACAGUCUCGUCCCUAAAGACCACGUUCCCAGGGACAGUCUCGUCCCUAAAGAGCACGUUCCCAGGGACAGUCUCGUCCCUAAAGAGCACGUUCCCAGGGACAGUCUCGUCCCUAUAGACCACGUUCCCAGGGACAGUCUCGUCCCUAUAGAGCACGUUCCCAGGGACAGUCUCGUCCCUAAAGAGCACGUUCCCAGGGACAGUCUCGUCCCUAUAGAGCACGUUCCCAGGGACAGUCUCGUCCCUAAAGAGCACGUUCCCAGGGACAGUCUCGUCCCUAAAGACCACGUUCCCAGGGACAGUCUCGUCCCUAAAGACCACGUUCCCAGGGACAGUCUCGUCCCUAAAGAGCACGUUCCCAGGGACAGUCUCGGCCCUAUAGAGCAGGUUCCCAAGGACAGUCUCGUCCCUAAAGACCACGUUCCCAUGGACAGUCUCGUCCCUAUAGAGCACGUUCCCAAGGACAGUCUCGUCCCUAAAGACCACGUUCCCAUGGACAGUCUCGUCCCUAUAGAGCACGUUCCCAAGGACAGUCUCGGCCCUAUAGACCACGUUCCCAGGGACAGUCUCGUCCCUAAAGACCACGUUCCCAGGGACAGUCUCGUCCCUAAAGAGCACGUUCCCAAGGACAGUCUCGUCCCUAAAGACCACGUUCCCAGGGACAGUCUCGUCCCUAAAGACCACGUUCCCAGGGAAAACCCCCACAGAAGGAAGGUGGGAGGAGCUCCUAAAGAGCGGAGGCGGAGGAGCGUGUCUCGGGAGCGGCCCGCCACCAGUAGGAAGAUGUGUGUGAGCGGUGUGAGUGUGAGCCGCUGGGGAAGGAGAGACGGAGCACCCAACAGCAGAGCAGCACCUCCUCCUGGCCGAGCUGGGGACUGCAGCAUUACUGAACUGCUGUCUGCUCAACACACACAUGGGGUAUCCAGUCUAUCAGACCGUAUGGUAUUGGGGACUCCAGUUCGUGGUACCAGACUCCAUCUGUCCUCUCUGCUGGUCAACCUCACUCCUGAGACUCACACCUGGAGUCGCCUCAAAGCUGCCCUCUCCCUACACAGGAAGACCAAAGCGUUCCUGACUCCGAAGAGGCCUCUCUACCUGCUGUCCUCUCCUGAGGCGGAGCUAGGGGUGGGACUAGAGGCGGAGCUAGAGGCGGAGCUAGGUGAUGUCAGUCAAAAACUGUUCUCCACGCCCCGCAACACGCCCCGCCCACCAAACCUCCGCUCAACGAUACGGGGGAGCGCUCCUCUGAGUGUGUAUUCGUUAGACGGAGAGCUGUCUGAUGACCAGAAGGUGUUUUCGGAGUGUAACCAGACAGGACCUCUGGGCUUCCAGGACUGUCUCCCAGCAGCCAGGAUGAAGCUGUGUAGGAAGAUCGGAGAGGGGACCUUCGGAGAGGUCUUCAGUACCCACCAACACCUCUGGAGACGCCGUUGCUCUCAAGAUUAUCCCAGUAGAAGGAUGUGACCAGGUGAAUGGAGAGGAACAGAAAACCUUUGGAGAAAUCCCUCCACGAGAUUAUCAUCUCCAAGGAGCUGAGCAGUCUAAAGGAGAAGAAACACAACCAGACCACUGGCUUCAUCGGACUGAAGGAUCUCCACUGUGUCAAGGGCUGCUACCCUCCAAGCCUGCUAAAAGCCUGGGACUCCUUCAACACACAGAGAGGAUCAGAGAAUGACCGGCCAGAUUUCUUCAAUGACGAGCAGCUGUUUCUGAUCCUGGAGUUUGAGUUUGGAGGCAAAGACCUGGAGAACAGUAAUGGACAGCUGGCGUCGGUGAUGGUGUCUAAGAGUAUCCUCCAUCAGGUGACUGCUGCUCUGGCUGUGGCUGAACAGGAGCUCUGCUUUGAACACAGAGACCUCCACUGGGGUAAUGUGUUGGUCCAGUCCACUAAGGAGAAGGAGGGGAGUUUCCUCCUCAAUGGAACAAACCAUUCCUUAGAGACCAGGGGGGUGAGCGUACGCAUCAUCGACUACUCCCUCUCCAGGCUCGAGAUCGAUGGUCUCACCGUGUCCUGUGACAUCUCAGAGGAUGAGGAGUUGUUCCAGGGCCAUGGAGACCUUCAGUUUGACAUCUACAGACUCAUGAGACAGGAGAACGGUAACAAGUGGGGUGACUACCAGCCCCACUCCAAUGUGUUGUGGCUCCACUACCUGAGCUCCAAGCUGCUGACUAUGACCUAUAAGAGUCGAGGGGGGCGGGGCGUCAAGCAGGCCAGGUUGAACCUGCAGCGUUUCCACGACGAUGUCCUCACCUUCCGAUCUGCCUCUGACAUACUGUACAACUGUGGCCUGUUCCAAUGAGAAAGAGUGUGUGUGUGUGUGUGUACUGCCACAUAUUGUUGUUGUUAGCGGGAUGCUAAGUGGUUAGCGGGAUGCUAAGUGGUUAGCGGGAUGCUAAGUGGUUAGCGGGAUGCUAAGUGGUUAGCGGGAUGCUAAGUGGUUAGCGGGAUGCUAAGUGGUUAGCGGGAUGCUAAGUGGUUAGCGGGAUGCUAAGUGGUUAGCGGGAUGCUAAGUGGUUAGCGGGAUGCUAAGUGGUUAGCGGGAUGCUAAGUGGUUAGCGGGAUGCUAAGUGGUUAGCGGGAUGCUAAGUGGUUAGCGGGAUGCUAAGUGGUUAGCCCUAUAGUAUUGUGUAGGAUCCAGUCGUAACCUUUUUUUGGAGGUGAACUCAUCUUGUGAAUAAUAUUUAUAAACCCAGAAGACUGUAAUGGCUUUGUAUUCUAAAAUUAAAAAGGGGUUUUGUUAUUAAACGUUGAAUAGAAACAAUGA
Molecule: messenger RNA, 4390 nt
Organism: Oncorhynchus kisutch (coho salmon)
Lineage: Eukaryota; Metazoa; Chordata; Actinopteri; Salmoniformes; Salmonidae
Exons: 17
Coding region: 264-3089 (941 amino acids)
Biological process (GO): intracellular signal transduction; mitotic cell cycle
Cellular component (GO): cytoplasm; nucleus
Molecular function (GO): histone H3T3 kinase activity
Source: RefSeq, a predicted model, not a curated record